Tetrahymena thermophila SB210 is the source of this 534-nucleotide messenger RNA. Its product is annotated as coiled-coil vesicle tethering family A protein/ERF4 family protein. The transcript has a single exon. The record is from RefSeq and is a predicted model, not a curated record. Lineage: Eukaryota; Ciliophora; Oligohymenophorea; Hymenostomatida; Tetrahymenidae.
AUGAGUACCUACCUUUCUUAAAUGAUUCAAAACUUAGAAAUUGAGCAUAAUUAGAUUCCCGUGCCUGUUAUUAAAGAUGAGAGAACUAUCAUUCAGAAGGGAAAGAUAUGCUUCUAAUUCAAAGCUAUAGGGAAUAUAGCGCUUAAUGGAUUUAGCAAUUAAUAUGAAAUUCAUUACCCUGAAGAAAUUAUGAAGUAUGGUGUUUCACAGCAAGAAUUAGUUUAAAUCAUUAAAAAAAUUAAUAAGACAGCUAUGGAAAAUUGGCCAUGCUUAAAUUGCUAUUACUAUGGAAUAGGUCUCAGCUUAAUCACAUGCUGCAUAUCCUAUCUAAUUCCUCAUAUUUGUAUUACUGAUUCCGAAAACAUUGUUAAGGAGGAGCUGCAUUUAUUUAAUUAAGAAUAUUUCAAUCCUAAAGGGCUUGAGAUAGGACUAAAAAAAAACUGCUUUACCAGUUGGAUUUAAAUAAAUGAACUCACUAAAAAAGAUUAAAACAGUCUAUCCUAAAUUUCAACAAAUGACACUUAAGACGAUUGA